UGUAGUGCUGCACUCUGAUGAUUGUAUUAGAAACUUAUAUUUUAAUCGUCCGUUCGCUAGAAUCGGCAAGUACGUAUUUUUAUGAAAUUGUACCGCAGAAGAAAGCAUGAAGAAGAAUAUUAGUCUUUCCUGUAUAGUAGUUCAUCUGUGCUUGUCUGUGUCCGAGCGACGACCCCUUUUUGCUUGAGGCAGGGAAAUCCGUACAUCAUGGUCUUAAUUUGGUUACUCCCGGGUUAGUUCCAGGCAAAGAAUAACAACUCCCAUGUUACUACUCCUCUAUAUCGUCAUUCUCCCUCCACCUGUUCCUCUGGUAGAGCGCCAGAAAAUGUUUGUGGUACCGAAAAGUUUAAAGAAGAUAUUUUAUUCAGUGUUGUGAAUAUUACCAAUCACUGGCAGCGAGAAUGUUUUAGUUAGAACACAAAUUUGAACAAUAUUCGUAGCGUCAUUUUAAAUUUUGAUAGUAAGGUUUGGUUCUUUUAAAACUGUUUCGGACCGCCCAAAAUCGCAGGUGUCAAAAUAUAGAAUUCAUUGGGAACACGACAUGUCUUCCAGGUUUCAUUGACUAAAUAUAUUUUCGGGCACAUGCAAUUGAGGCGAAGACAUUGAGGUUGUUUGUCAAGAUGCGUUUAAAUUUCUAAAAUUGAAAGAGAAUAUUAGCAAUGGGAAAAAAGAGAACAUCAAAAGCAAAAAGGAAAGUAGGAGCAAUUAAGAUCAAAAAAAUAAAAAAGUUAAAGGAACCCGACAAAAAAAAAGAUAGUGCCUCCAAUUUCUUCUGGGCUGUAAAAGUACUUAAGAAGGUUGCUAACAAGCCAAUAGAAGUUAGCCCCCAAAAUCUCCGAGAAGUGUUGUCCAAAUGUCCCCAUGCAGUGGCAACGUGGGCAGGGAAAAGUGCCAUCCUCAAUGCGGUUCAGUUGAUGCGGGAUGACCUUCUGUACGUUCUGAUUGAAGCUGGUGCCAUCAUUCAACCUCCUGGCACACAGGUGUGUGAAAAUGACAUUCCUGAAGAUGGAGAUGAUGUGAAUUCAGAGGCUAAGGCACUGGUCCAUUCAGUGGUGACGGAUGCCAGCGUUUGUGCUUUCCUCUCCAAAUGUGCUGAUUUCCCACACAACAAGCUGAAUGAUCUUCUGCGAGAAGCAGAUUCUGCCGACGCAGUGAAAGCAUUGCUGACGGUUGGAGCGCAACCCAACUAUUUUGGCAGCUAUGGCUGUACUGCAAUACAUGAAGCAGCUUAUAGCGGCAGGCCUGUGUGUCUGUUCACCCUCCUGCAGCGAGGUGGAAUAAGUUUCACGCGCUCUGCAGAAGGGCGGACAGCUCUUCAUGCUGCUGCGAUUGGCGGGAACAUAGCCUGCGUUAAGGUUCUCAUCACGGCUGGUGUGAGCAUGAGGGCUAUCGAUUACUGUGCCAUGACAGCCCUCCAUUUUGCUGCUGGGAGCUCUCGGAGCGCAGGGUGUGUUCCUCUUCUUGUGGCAGCUGGUGCAAAUGUGAAUGCAAAGGACAAGUUUGACAUGACUCCUUUACACUACGCUGCGGCCUAUGGCACUGCAGAAACAGUGAAACUUCUGCUCGAGGAAGGAGCUGAUAGAGAAGCCUUGGACCAGUGGCACCGAACACCAGGUCAUACAGUGUACAGCGAGUGUGACACUCGCGAGCGCAAGGAAGCAAGGGCUCCCAUUUACUGGCUGCUAAAUCCAGAAGGCGGUGGUGAUGAGCAGACAUGGGACAACAUAGAAGAAGAUUAUCUAUGGGAUGUAGAGCCUCCCUUGCCUACUUCACAGCAGUGUCAACAGGAUGUGAACGUCUUGAGACAGUUGGCAUGUUUUGGAGAUGUUACAUUAAAGGAGAUCAAGAUUGUACUGAAUCGAAGUCCUCCCCUGGUGUUUUCAUACUCUGCGUGCAAAGCCCUCCAGACAUGUGCAGAGAUGGGCAGGCUGGAAAUAAUAAACGCUUUCUUGAAGAAAGGUGCCAGCCCCCACAUUCGAGAGUGUGACUUCUGCUCAGAUGAAGUUUUUGAGCCAUUUGUUGAUCCGGGCUACUUAACAAGCAGUUGCAACGAUUGGCCCCUUAUCCACAUUGCGGCAGCUGCGGGACAAGUGCAGACUGUUGAUACGUUACUUGCCGCCAAGGCCUCCAAGAAGCGAGUAUGGGUACCAGAGUAUGCAGACCCCUUUGGCCCUUUAGAAGCUGCCGCAGCAAAUGGCCACCUGGCAAUGGUGAAGUACCUGCUUUAUUCUGGCUGCGUGACAGAUCGCGAGCAGGUGGAUGGUGCCCUUCGGUUGGCAGUGACACCGAAAGGUUGGCAGGCUGGCUGCAAGAACUGGGUGGAGGAGACGCAAGUGAGGAUCGCACGGACUCUGUUGGAUGCUGGGGCGGAUCCAAACGCUCGAGACUUGUUUGGUAGGCUCAACUUAAACCUUAGUUACGAUCGUUGGGUGUUGGCUCUUCUGAUUCGUGUCUGGUCAGAUGAAACUAGGGCUAGCCAUUCACCAGUUCAUGGAGCUGCUUAUUGCGGCUGGUCAAAGUGCUUAUCUUUGCUUAUUAGAAGAGGAAGUAAAGUGCUGGCAGAAACACAGAAUGGGAAAACCGCACUCCAUAUUGCUGCUUGCGGCAGACACAUAGUUUGCAUCUCUCUUUUGAUAAAAGCAAGAGCCAACGUCUCCUCUAAGGAUUGUCUUGGCCAGACUCCUCUUCAUUAUGUGGCAGAGGGGUUGAUGCAGAGUGAUUGGGCUCAAACCCAGUGUUCAGAGGAUGACGGCGCAGAGAUUGUGAAAGCUCUGGUGGAUGCUGGUGCAGAUGUAAAUUGUCAUGACAAAAAUGGAGUAACAGCGUUGCACCUUGCUGCCAAAUCAGGCAGCUUUGCUGUAGUUGAAGCGUUGUUGAAUGCUGGUGCUUUAAUCAAUGCCAAGGACAGGAACAGCAGAACCCCACUGCACUAUGCUGCAGAUGCAGGAGCAGAUCGCGUAGUGGACAAACUUAUCAAAUCAGGUGCUGACACAAACGCCAAAGAUCACAGUGGGUGCAUUCCACAUGACCAUCCUAAAACGAAUUCCGCAUCAUUAGAGAGAUCUGAUGCAGAGAGAGAGCUUGAAAAUGAAGAUUCAGAAGAGUCGGAGCGAAGUUGGUGUGGUAUUUGUAGUGGCGAUGAGUGGGUAGAAGUGGAAAGCAGUGGAGACGAUUCAGAUGAUUGGGAACUGGAAUGUUAUCGGUGGGUGAAGGAGUUGUGCAAACGUUCUAGUGAUAAGGAAGACAGAGAGGAAAUUGUGGAAAGUCAGUUGAAGCAAAAUACAGAAUGCAAGCCAAAUGAAGCCAAGAAAUCAGAACAAGACAUUUUACUGAAGUCAUUGCGGGAGGUGGAAACUGAAUCAGAAGAUGAAGAAUCAGAUGAUGACUGUGCAUUGGAUGAAGGUGAAGAGGUUGAUGAGUUCACGAAGGCGAUGAAGAAUCGAGAGAAAAUCAGUAAGUUAAGUAUUAAGUUGCGACUUCGUGGUUAUGUUGACUCCGAUGCAGAAUUUGAAAGUCGGCCUGAUGAAGACGCAAAGCAUACUUACCUACCUCCAGGUGCUGUUUCAGAUCCAAAUGCUCUGUGGUACAAUAAGCAAUGGAUCAAAGAAAAUGAAGUCUGUAAUGACAAUGCUAGUCAGAAGCCUAGUGAGGUGGUGUCAAAGAGUGAAGCUGACUGCCAAACAGAAGGCAAGGUUGAUUCAAGACUGAAAGAUUCACUUCUAAGCGAGACUGAUCACAGCAGAAAAGUGAAGAGAGAGGCUGAGGGCAAAAAAGAAUGUGAGAAAGGGCAGAGUAAUUCUGUUCAGGACACCCAAGAGGCACCAGUUAAUCAGGAAAGGGAUAGCCAAAGAGAUAAAAGAAUGAAAGAUGAACAUGAGUUCACAAAGGAGUUAAGAAUAAAGGUGGAGUUGGAUGAUGAUGACGACGACGACGAUGAUGAGGAGGAUGAUGAUGAUGAUGAUGACGACGAUGAUGAUGAACAGGACAUUCCCUAUGUUUCUGGUGCUUGGACUGUACCUCAGCAAAGUGAGAAAGUUGGAAAUGAAGAAAACGACAUGUGGGAUAGAAGAGAUAGCAAAUGGAGGAAAGGUGAGGGUUCCUCUGGCACCCUCGGAUUCCGAGUAGAAAGCAAUGCGGCUUGUUGGCGAGCAGAAAGCACUAGCAGCAGCAACCUCCUUGGAAGAGAAGAGGAGGUGGAGAAAGGGGAGAGGAGGAGAGGUGGUGUGUGGCUCAGAUUGGGGAAAAGAUCUACAGAUGGUGACAGCGACAGCCCUCACAACAGCAUAGUUGUGACCAGGGUUCUAAGUGAAAAUGAUGAAAGAACUUUGAGAUAUGUCGAAGAAAACAGUCUGGAAGAAUGGGAGACAAAAAGAAAGCAAGAAGGAAAAUACAAGAGGCAAAUGUACAGCCAGCAAAGAAGAUUUGCAGGGGAAAGCAAAAAUUGGGAAAGAUGUGAGGCUUAUGAACCAGAUUCGCCAGGCUUAGAAGAAGGAUACAGUCGCAGACUUCAGAAUGAAGUGGUAUCCACGCAUCAGCUGGAUGAAAGUUUUAGCUUAACUGAACGUUGGGUGAGUGUGUGUUCUGAAUCUAGUGAGCGAAUAGUGUAUGUACAAGACCCUAGGGAGAGCAUCAAAACGAGAGAUGAGCAGAACACAUCUGGUGACUUGCGUAAUUGGUGCGAAAGACCACUUGACCCGACGGAGAGCGGUGGGUGUGACGAGGGUAGUUUGGAGGAAUUGCAAUCUGGAAUCAGAAGCAACUUGUUUGAAGUGCAAGAGAGUGGCCGGGGAAGAGAGAGGCAUUGUAGUGGUAAGGGAUACGAAAGAGAGGCUUUCGAGAAGCAUGGUGAAGAGAGACGUUUGUUUGGUGUCAAGGCAGAAAGAGGGCAUAGAUUCAGGGGUGCCCAGGCCAAACAAGAGGAAAAUGACUGGAAAACAAAAAAAGUGCAGAACGUAUUUAGACCCUGUGCAGAAGAAGAUGCAAUAGAGAAACUCUAUGGUUGGGAAGAACAAAUCAGCCAUACAAGCAUAAGGGCACAAGAUGAUCAUAAAGGGUCUCGUCAAAAUGAAGGACUUAGCAGGAACUGUAGCUAUAGAAGUUAUAAUCAGGGGCGAGAUAACAGCUCUACAGCAAGUUAUGAUUGGGAAAGACAAGAUCUAUUGGAUAUACAGGAAAGGAAAAAGAGAUAUGGGUCUCAUGAGAGAGUAAGUUUUGAAUGCGGAACACACAGAGAUUUUGGAGAAAGAUGCAAUGAAUUCGAGAGGUUAAGUGAUGAAACAGGAAAUAAAAGUAGGUCUCAUGAGAGAGUGAGUUUUGAACACGGAAGACAAAGAGGUUUUAGAGAAAGACACAAUGAAUUCGAGAGGGUAAGUGAUGAAAGAGGAAACAAAAGUGGAUCUCGUGAGAAAGAGAGUUCUGAAUACCAAACACAAAGAGGUUUUGGAGAAAGACAAAAUCAGUUUAAGAGGAUAAAAGAUGAUAGAGGUAACAAAACUUUUGAAUAUGACGAUCGGCUCAGAAAAGAGCUACCUGAUUAUCAUACAAGGUUGGAUGCACACAAAAAUGAAGCAUCUUGCAGUACUUCCAGAAUAUAUGAAGAUGAAGUUCGCAUGCGCAGAAAGUUGGGUGUUAGAGGGCAAGAUGGAUAUUGUUACCAAGCUGGAUCGAAUGAAGAGGAAUAUGAAAGACCUCACAUUGGAUAUAGGUUGUCUGAACCGGAUCGCAUGAGACCACACAGUCAAUAUAGUGAACAAGAACAAAAUGUGUUGCACAGAUAUGGUGAGCCAGUGAACCAAGAUAGGAUACAAGGUCAAUUGAGGAAUGCAGGAGAAAAUGAUCCUUGUAAAUUAUUAUUGAUCCAGGAACAUCACCGCUCCAGGGAACAAAUAUGUGAAAAAACUCUCAGUCCAUAUGACAGAAUUGGAAGACAGGAACAUGAUUGGUCGAUGGAGCGUGCACGUAAUAUUGUUGGUAGCCAACAUAGUGAAAACUGGGAGAAGAAUAGUCAGGAUAGGUUGAAGGAACAUGAAUAUAGGAAUUUACAAAGUCCCAGAAGCAGAUAUGAUGAACAAGAACAUUAUAGAUAUGCUAGUUACCGUAGACAAGAACUUGAGAAAAACAACCAGACGAGUGGGCGUGCUUACGUUGUAUCACAUAGUCAGAAUAGAUUAGAAGAAAAUGCAUUUGGGAGAUCACAAAGUCCCAGAAGCCGAUAUGUUGAACAAGAGUAUUAUAGAUCUUCUGGUUAUGGUAGACAAGAAAGUGAGAGAUUCAGUCAGACAAGUGCACAUGGUGAUGUUGUAUCACAUAGUCAGAAUAGAUUAGAAGAAAAUGAAUUUGGGAGAUUACGAAGUCCCAAAAGACGAUAUGAUGAACAGGAUCAUUAUAGAUCUACUGGUUAUGGUAGACAGGAAAGUGAUAAAUUCAGCCAGACAAGUGCACGUGCUGAUGUAUCACAUUGUCAGAACAGAUUAGAAGAAAAUGCAUUUGGGAGAUCGCAAAGCCCCAAAAGCCGAUAUUAUGAUCAAGAGUAUUAUAGAUCUGCUAGUUAUGGUAGACAAGAAAGUGAGAAAAACAGCCAAACAAUGGGACGAGCUGACAAUGGCUCGUGUAGCCCGCAUAGAUCACGAAUCAGAUUCACCGAGAGAAAAUAUGGUGGACGGAGGGAGCAAGCACGUGAUCCAUCUGAUAUCCAUUAUAGUGACAAAGAAUAUGAAAGGUUUCAUAGUUAUUACACUUCAAGGAAACUUUCACACAGAUCAUGUAGUCCGUUCAGCAGAUUUGGUCCACAAGAACGUGAUAUAUCUGAUACACAUUACGGAAGACAGGGUCCUAAGUUGUAUGAUGAUCGUAAGUCAGGGGAGCAUGUCUAUGACAGAACACGUAGCCCAUGUAGAAGAGUGGGUGAUGAAAUGCAGGGUAGGUUGCGCAAGAAUAAGGCUGGGGAAAUGAGACAUGACAGAUCACGAAUCCAGUUCAGUGGAUCAGAUGAAAGGGACUUCAGAACACACACACAACGUCGUUGGCCAGACAUAUUGGAAGAUGUGCCUCAUUAGAAAGAACUCGAUAAGCGUAGGUAAAUAGUUGAGUAAGACACAUGUACCUACUUAUUAUUAAGUACCUUUGGACAAAUGAGAGUUGAAGGAACAACAUAUUUUUUUAAAAAGAAAAGUUACCAAAGAGCAAAAUUAUUUAUUAGAACAUGUAUGACAUGUGGUAUUUAUGAUUUUGUAACUAAAACGUAAGGUAGAUAUUGAGAGUCAAAAUGCUUUUCUCCAUAUAAAGAAAUGAAGAUUUGAAGAGUCAGAGAAUUUGAAAUGAAAUUUGAUGAAAAAGUAUUGAAUAUAAAAAUGUGGUGUGAAGUUCAUUGUUUUUGUCCAUUAUACUGUAAUUAAUUUUCAUUUAAUACUUUAGUAUUGUAAUGGUAAUCAGGUGGAUUACAAAUGUGAUCCUUAUUUACCUGAUUAAGAAUAAAUACCAAUCUUAAAUACUUUGUGGAGGCAUUUUUUGAAUUUUUUAAAAUUAAAUGUUGUUGGAAACAACUGUAAAAACUUCCAAUUGGCGAGAGACCUGUGAAUUGUUUUAAUUUUUAUCUAUUUCCAACUAUUCAGUCACAAUAAAAUCACGAAUUGUCAUGAUGAGAAAGCUAGGAUCUUUUAGUCUGUACUAUUUGUAUUUUCUUCUUUCUUAUAAUCUUCAAAAUUAUAAUUUUGCCUCAACCAUCCUUUACUCGUUUCCUUGUUUUUCAUUUGUUUUCCACCCUUACUAGGUUCUUCUCACUUUUUAGGACCUUUAAACAUUUUGUAUGUAGAAUUUGUGAAUUUGUGUUCUCCAUCUAAGAAUGUUCUCUUUUGCAACAAAUUUUCUUCUUGCAAUGCUAGUUCAUAGCCUCUGCUUAUUUAACUUAAAAAUUCAUAUGAUUUUAUUUCUCUCUGUUCGAAUUGUAAACUGCUUACUUGUAAUCCCUGUACUUGAGCAAUAUCUUAGCAAUGAUUUGUACAAUCUUACUACUAUGCCAUUCACUUGCGAUUCUCCCUUUACCAGCCUAUUCAGAAAUAUUGAUUGAAAAGCUAGGCGCUCUACUGUAGACGUCAAGAAAAACAUCUGAAUGAUAUUAUAAACAUUGAUGACUUAUUAUUGUAUUUCAGCCUAAGCCUUUCCUGGCUAUAUUUCAGUGCUGCAUAUA
Molecule: messenger RNA, 8185 nt
Organism: Gryllus bimaculatus (two-spotted cricket)
Lineage: Eukaryota; Metazoa; Arthropoda; Insecta; Orthoptera; Gryllidae
Source: the annotation of a GenBank genome assembly